Xiphophorus hellerii (green swordtail) is the source of this 1597-nucleotide messenger RNA. Its product is annotated as claudin-3-like. The record is from RefSeq and is a predicted model, not a curated record. Gene Ontology annotation, molecular function: structural molecule activity. Gene Ontology annotation, cellular component: membrane; bicellular tight junction. Lineage: Eukaryota; Metazoa; Chordata; Actinopteri; Cyprinodontiformes; Poeciliidae. The transcript has a single exon. The coding region runs from base 109 to 753 and encodes 214 amino acids.
AGGAUCCGGUUUCUGUGCCAGCAUCCAUCAGCCAUCACAGGUGUUCCACUCCAGCUGAAUAACAAAGAGUCUUUGUUCGUUGAAAAACUCUGUGAAGAUUCUGCAAACAUGUCGAUGGGUUUGGAGAUUGUGGGCAUUGCCCUUGGAUUCCUUGGGCUCAUUCUUGCGAUGGUGACGUGUGCUCUCCCAAUGUGGAGGGUGACAGCCUUCAUCGGCGCCAACAUCGUCACUGCUCAGAACAUCUGGGAGGGCUUGUGGAUGAACUGCGUCACCCAGAGCACAGGUCAGAUGCAGUGCAAGGUCUAUGACUCCAUGCUAGCCUUGACUCAGGACCUCCAAGCCUCCAGGGCAAUGACGAUCAUCGCCAUUAUUCUCGGAGUCCUGGGCGUCAUGAUCUCCAUCAUUGGAGCCAAGUGCACCAACUGCAUCGAAGACGAGGCAGGCAAGGCCAAAGUGAUGAUCAUCUCUGGGAUUUUCUUUGUUCUCGCCGGCAUUUUGGUGCUGAUCCCGGUGUCUUGGUCUGCCCACGUAAUCAUCCGGGAAUUUUAUGACCCCUUGUUGGUCAAUGCUCAGAAAAGAGAGAUUGGGGCUUCGCUCUACAUUGGUUGGGGUUCAGCCACCCUGUGCCUGAUUGGAGGGGCCAUGCUAUGCAGCCGCUGUCCGCCCCAAGACAAGUACAAGGCACCUCGGAUGGCGUACAACGCCCCACGCAGCGUCAGUGCUGGAGGGUACGACAAAAAAGACUACGUCUGAACUGUCCUGACAUAUCUGGGAAACUGUUGUAGUUCUGCGUUGUGUGUAUGUGUUUUGCUGUCUAAAAAUCACAGGGUGAGCCCCUCUAAAGACUCCGACAUGAAGAUUUUGUGCAAAUGUUGAUCUUUCUCCCGUCCUUUUGGUCAAAUUGUUCAUUUACAUCCUCUUGGUUUAUUAUGAUUGAUUAGAAUAGGAGCCUGUUUUCCUGCUAACUAUUAUCUUUCUAGGUAAAAAUAUUAACUACUCUCUCUGUUGCUGUAAAACAGACAUUCACACCUGCUCCCUGCUUGUGUAGGACUUCACCGGCGGCGCGGUGUCGUGUUACACUGAAACUUGCUGUUAAAACAUUGUGUCAUGCCCCCAACAAUGACAAGGAAGAGCCGGCUCUCGUUUUACAUGGAUUUGUUUGCGUGAUUGUUCCUUGUGCGUGUCUGUGUGUGCUUUUUGCAUGUUAUAUUUGCUUAAGAGGGUUUCAGUCGAGACUGAAACUAAAGAUGGAUCACUGAUAUUCAUUUUAUCACUGUUUUUAGUUUCACUGUGUUUAAAAAAAAAUAUUUUCUAUUUUUUGUUAUUGAAUGCUCAGUAAAUUAAGAUUUAUUGAGCAUUCACUAGGGGGUAACAUUUCAACUUGAUGUGUAUUUUGAAUUUAGUCUUAUUUACGCUGGUCAAACAAAUAUUCAGUGGACUUUUUUUCUUGUAUCUUUAUGUUUCCUUACUGUUUUAUACAAUGUUGACUCAUUUACAAAUUUUGGCUCAGUUAUUGUUGUUGAACCUGUAGAAAGAAAGAAAUUAACAUUUUAUGACCUUUUUGAAUAUUUUAAUAAAAGUCUUUUUUUGCUUAAAA